AUGUCCGAAGACAUCCGUCAUCCAGCCGGAGAAUUCCAACCAUCGAAGCCUCGCGAGGAACACCCAGGUGGCCCAAAGCAUAAACCUGGGGUCAAGGCAUCUCCAGCAGACAAUGUACCGGAGUCUCACGCCCAAGCUGUCCCUGUAGGCACUGCUCCCCGUGAGAAUUUAUUCCAGCCCCGGCCGAAUGUGGAGGACAUGGGUGGUUAUGACGAAGGUGGUGCAUCUGCCAGUUCGACUUUGAUGGGAGCUACCUCUGCGGACGUGGAUAAGGGGAUGGGAAAGCCAUUGCAGGGUGAGACCAAGACCGAGAUGAGACAUGGAGGUGAACAUCAUCGGAAGCAUCCAGGCUCGGGACUGGAAGGAGUGGGUGCAAACACUGCCAGGACUGAGACAGAGAUGAAUAGGCUGCAGAGGGGGUGA
Messenger RNA from Trichophyton benhamiae CBS 112371, 423 nucleotides. RefSeq lists its product as uncharacterized. The record is from RefSeq and is a predicted model, not a curated record. Lineage: Eukaryota; Fungi; Ascomycota; Eurotiomycetes; Onygenales; Arthrodermataceae. The coding region runs from base 1 to 423 and encodes 140 amino acids. The transcript is spliced from 2 exons.